This is a messenger RNA of Saprolegnia parasitica CBS 223.65, 225 nucleotides long. RefSeq lists its product as hypothetical. The transcript is spliced from 2 exons. NCBI's taxonomy places the organism in Eukaryota, Oomycota, Saprolegniomycetes, Saprolegniales, Saprolegniaceae. Bases 1 to 225 code for a protein of 74 amino acids. The record is from RefSeq and is a predicted model, not a curated record.
AUGGUGCUGAGCUGGCUUUCGCUCUCGCUCGUUGCGCCAUACACGGAGAACGACUGCUUCUGGCCCGACUAUAACGCGAACAAUGCGUCUCACUUGCUGACGCAUAGCUUCAACAUGGAGCUGGCGUUUGCUUCGCAGACGGCGAGCGGCUGGACCACCGGCGUUUUUCGCACCGGGGCAGGCAUCUCGCCCGCGCAAGCAGCUCUGCGACAAGCGCGCUGCUAA